Desarmillaria tabescens is the source of this 1550-nucleotide messenger RNA. Its product is annotated as oxaloacetate acetylhydrolase. The record is from RefSeq and is a predicted model, not a curated record. Gene Ontology annotation, molecular function: catalytic activity. The transcript has 9 exons. Lineage: Eukaryota; Fungi; Basidiomycota; Agaricomycetes; Agaricales; Physalacriaceae. The coding region runs from base 338 to 1387 and encodes 349 amino acids.
CAAAGUCCGAUGGCAUGCCAAGACACGAGUCGACACUCAGAAUUGUUACUUUUGCAACGACUUUACUAUUCCCGAUCUAAUACCGAUCGCCAAGAUAUUCUAUAGACACAAACUCGCGUGUCUGUACAUGAUCCUCGUAUGUCCAAGGGGAGAUCCGACGACCUGGCUCAUCAGGAUCCUGCUUUAUCGGCCCGGCUAUCUAGCCCCGUAAUGGCAGCACGAACAUUUCGUAGACCUGUAUAAAAAGACCAGAAAAAUAUUCUCGGUUUCCCAUCCCCAGCGAUUCCAAUCUUCUAUCGGUUCCAGAGAUACUCACAAGCCCCUUGUAUCCAUCGACAUGCCCGCUCCCAGCUACUCCGUUGCCCUCGAGACCCCCGCCUCCGAGCCUGCGGCUCCUGCUCUCGUUGCCGUUGAAGAACCGUCACGAGAGUCAGGCGUCUACUAUAAUGCUCGUCUUGACCCCAAGAACUACUUGGAGGGACCGCUGUCUGAGAACCCUGCUACUCGCCUUCGUCAAAUGCUUGCUCGCCCAGGUAUUGUCGUCGCUCCUGGCAUCUGUGACGGAAUUAGCGCACGGUGUGCUUUAGAGGCUGGUUUCGAUUGCCUUUAUCAAAGUGGCGCCGCCACUACCGCUUCGCGUAUGGGUCAACCCGACUUGGCCAUUGCUACUCUCAACGACUUUGUCGGUGCUGGACAAAUGGUUUCAAGUUUGAACCCAUCGGUGCCAGUCAUCGCCGACGCAGACACAGGUUUCGGCGGACCUGCCAUGGUCGCGCGCACUGUCCGUCAAUAUGCCAGAGCAGGAAUAGCUGCCUGCCAUAUUGAGGAUCAGGUGCAGACCAAGCGGUGUGGUCACCUUAUGGGCAAGCAGGUCGUUUCACGAGAGGAAUUCAUUACUCGCAUCCGCGCUGCAGUUAUCGCUCGUGAUAGUAUUCCGGGGGGUUCGGACUUUGUUAUCAUUGGGCGAACGGACUCCGCUCAAGUGUUGGGCAUGGAUGAAGCUAUCGCUCGCCUCAAGCUGGCAGCAGCAGCUGGCGCUGAUGUCUGCUUCAUUGAGGGUGUGAAGACUAAGGACUUGCUCGAAUCCACCGUCGCUGCUUUGGCUCCUACUCCUGUCCUCGUGAACGUCAUCUCCGGCGGUUUGACUCCGUCCUUCACAUACUUUGAAGCUGAGCAAAUGGGAGCUAAGAUCAUCAUCUUUUCUUUGGUGUCCUGUGUUGCUAUGGUACAUGCCUGUCGCGCUGCGAUGAAGUCUUUGAAGAAGACGGGCACAGACUUUAUCUCUGCCCAGGGGAUGGAUCCUAAGAAAUUCUUCGAGGUCAUGGGUUUGAACGAGAUUAUAGAACUCGAUGCCGCAGCAGGUGGAUCUGCUUUCCAGCUUGUUUAAUUUUUCCCCCCUACAUGCAUGCCCACAGUACAUACCACUAAACUCUAAAUAAAUAUUUAAUCAAUUCAGGGUAUUAGUAGUAACUGGGUGUAAUACAUAACGGAUUUCUGACCUUAUACGACGCUCUUUUUCUUUUUCUUGAUGAAACCAUCUUCACAGUAAG